GGGAGGGGUGGGGGUUCAAAAAAAAAGAGGGCGACCACGGAUGAGUCGAGCGACCAGCCCCAGCAGCCCCCUGCUACCAUGCCGAACCAGAAGAGUGUCAAGGGCAGGAAAAACAAGCGCACCAACAGCAGCGGCGACGAGCAGGAGGCGGCGGCCGGGGCGGCUGCAUGCAUCGCAGGAGCCGGAACAGCAGCGCCGGGGGCCAGCGGAGCCACGGCCGGCCAGCCGGAGACAGGCAACGAUCACGAGGCGCCCUGUGCAACGCCGCUGGUGUGCGGGCUGGGCCGGGCCGUGGAGCUGGACAAGGACGAUCACCAGCGGGUGGUCUGCAACAACGAGCAGUGCCCCUUCGGCAACUGGAUGCACUUCCAGUGCUUCUAUGAGUGGGAGAGCAGCAUCCUGGUGCAGUUCAACUGCAUCGGCCGUGCCCGCAGCUGGAACGAGAAGCAGUGCCGCCAGAACAUGUGGAACAAGAAGGGCUACGACCUGGCCUUUCGCUUCUGUUCCUGCCGUUGUGGCCAGGGCCACUUGAGGAAGGACGUCGACUGGUUCCAGUCGCGCCGGCGGGCUGACGACAGGAAGAAGAAGCCGGCGGUCCCCAAGGCAGGGGAAGGGGCUCUGGCGGUGGCUGAGGACGGGAAAAAGUGCAAACUCCACCGCCCCGCCAGGCCGCCCCACGAGGGGAGCGGGCUGGGCCAGCAGCGCCGGCUCUCUGCGGACCGCCAGACCCUGACCCAGGACAAGGCCCCGGCAGGCAGCUCGCCACCCCAGGCCACACAGGCCCAGGCCCCCACCCCCCGCGGCCCCCGGCACCUGGGAGACUUCCUCAAGACAGCGCUGCAGGCCGAGGCUUGUCGCAAGCUGCUGCCCGGGGGCCCUCGGCUGGCCCAGGUUGAGCUGGGCCCGGCGGGCGGGGGCGUGGCGGUCGCAGGAGGGGCGGGAGGCGGCCGGCUGGAGCCUGCCGUCCAGUUCUUACGGCGGCUGGACCUCUCAGAGCUGCUGGCCCACGUGCCCAAGCACAAGAUGAACACCUACCAUGUGCGUAUGGAGGACGACGCCCAAGCCGGCCAGGGCGAGGACCUGCGUCGGUUCAUCCUGGCGGCGCUGAGCGCCAGUCAGCGCAACGUCGUCCACUGUGCCCUCUGCCAUCGCGCACUGCCCGUCUUUGAACUCUUCCCGCUGGUCGAUGGCACCCUUUUCCUCAGCCCCUCCCGACAUGACGAGAUUGAGUAUGACGUUCCCUGUCACCUCCAAGGGAGGCUCAUGCACCUCUACGCCAUUUGUGUGGAUUGCCUGGAAGGAGUGCACAAGAUAAUUUGCAUCAAAUGCAAGUCACGGUGGGAUGGCAGCUGGCAUCAGCUGGGAACCAUGUACACGUACGAUAUCCUUGCUGCGUCUCCAUGCUGUCAGGCUAGACUGAACUGCAAGCACUGUGGGAAACCUGUCAUCGAUGUGAGGGUGGGCAUGCAAUAUUUCUCAGAAUACAGCAACGUCCAACAGUGUCCGCACUGCGGCAACCUGGACUACCACUUUGUAAAACCCUUUUCCUCCUUCAAAGUGUUGGAAGCUUAUUGACGAAUGCUUUCUUUUUUUUCCUUUCUAGAGUAAUUCUUUACGUAGAGGUGUAAUACCUUGUUUCUGACUCGGUUGCUUGUCUGUAAGUCUUUACCCAGUGUUAGCCAUUGGUUGUGUGGUGGAACUGGGGACGGAGGUUGGCUGUGACAGGAGGCUUUGCUGAAAUGGGCAGGGUUAGCCUGUUCCAAGUGAAGAAGAUUUUCAUACAAGCAGCUGUUAGGUUAGUUUGAGACUGUAUUCUCCAAGGCUGGAUUCCAACCUCGAAAAGAAUGGCAAAGGGUGUUUAUUUUUGCAGUUGCUGUUGCAACUUGGUGCUUGACGGUUGAAUGUACGUAACUAUACUCCAUGGCCAGUGGCUUUCCUCUUCUCCUUGGGUAUUUCCCUGGCCUUAUCGAAGUUUGUUCAAGACCCAGUUGUGAAGUGUUGCGUUUACAGAGAAGUGUUGAUCAAGUGCAAAGGAGAGGGAUUAAAGAGGUUUGCUGCUCUUAGUAGAAAUGACCCCCAGUUUAAGACUCACUUCCCCAAGCUCGCAGCACAUACACUCUGGCCACUUUAUUAGGUACACAAGUGGAACCCAGUGUGGUCUUCUGCUGAAGUCCAUCCACUUCAAGAUUCAACAUGUUGUGCAGUCAGAGAUGUUCUUCCACACCCCACUGUUGUAAUGUGUGGUUAUUUAAGUUAUAGUUGCCUUCCUGUCAGUUUGAACCAGUCUGGCCAGUCUCCUCUGACCUCUCUCAUUAAUAAGUUGUUUAUGCUCAAAGAGCUGCUGCUCACCGGAUGUUUCUUGGUUUUCACACCUUUAUAAACUCUGGAGACAGUUCUGUGUGAAAAUCCCAGGAGAUCAACAGCUUCUGAGAUACUCAAACCACCCCAUCUGGCACCAACAAUCAUUCCAUGCUCACUCUCACUUAGAGAAUAUUUCUUCCUCAUUCUGAAGUCUGGCCUCAACAACAACCUCUUGACCAUGUCUGCAUGCUUCUGUGCAUUGAGUUGCUGCCAUAUGAUUACCUAAUUAGAUACUUGCAUUAAUAUGCAGGUGUACCUAAUAAACUGGCCUCUGAGUGUGGAGUAGGCAUGUUACCAAGUCUUCUCCUGCCCAUUCUCUGGGACCUAAGAGUUGGCUAGAGUUGUCUCUUUUGUUGAUUGUAAUUUCUCACUUGGAAUCUGUUGACCAACUCUCUGGCAUGUGGAUGCCUCCUCUGGUACCAGCUCUUAAUGAAUUUUGUGAGAAGAUGGCAGCUUUUGUCCACUAGGGGCUCAUCUGACCAUCGGGGGUACAUUCAUCUAGUCAGUGAUAAGGAGCGGAGACCCUGAUGUGGCCAGUUAACUUGAUGGAAACCGUCCACUGUGAAUGAAGUCUUGGGGUUUGUAUCAAUUGAUAUUUCUGCUAGAAGUUUCAACAUACUUAUUUUAUUCCACUCCCCAAUCCUGUUCCAACAUGUCGGUCCACGGCCUCCUCUACUGCCACGAUGAGGUCACUUUCAGGAGGAGCAAUACCUCAUAUUCUGCUUGGAUACCCUCUAAUCUGAUGGCAUAACCAUCAAUUUCUCUAACUUCUGGUAAUUUGAAUCCUCACCCCUUCUCUCCUUUUCAAUAUUCCCCUUUCUGGCUCCCCUCUUACCCUUUCUCUUCUUGCCUACUCAUCACCUCCCCCAGUGCCCCUCCUCCUUCCCUUUCUCCCAUAGUCCACUAUCCUCUUAACAGUUUCCUUCUUUAGCUCUUUCAGCUUUUCCACCUAUCACCUGCCAGCUUCUCACUUCAUCCCAGCCUCCCUCACCAGGUCUGACUUCUCACCUGUCAGCCUGUUCUCUCUCUCCCCGCCCCCCCACCCCACUGCCCAUCUUAUUCUGGCUUCUUCCCCCUUCCUUUCCAGUCCUGGUGAAGGGUCUUGUCCCUUCAUCGACGCUGCCUGACCUGCUGAGUUCCUCCAGCAAUUUGUGUGGUAUUCCAAAUACUUCAGAAUGCAGUAACCCAGAGUGGAGUUUGUAGUCUGUUGGAGUGCAGUAUCAGUGACGACGUGGCUGAUAAAGCUGUUGGUGCUGGGCUAGGUUUUGAAGAGGCAGUGAAGAGAAUGGUUCUGUUUUACUGUGAAUUAGCACCAAAUGACAGAGGCAUCCACCAUUGGGAUUGAGUGGAAGAGUCCACCUAGAAUCUGUGUCCAGGGUAUUCAGUCAAGACUUGCGCUCAUAGACAUCUGGUUCAUCAGCAGGGCCCUUUCCUCCAUGCUGCAGCUGAUUGAUUAAUAAAUCGAAUAUCAUUCUUGUGUUGUGUCUGAGAUUGAGAACCCCUGAACUUGGUGCUCCCUGUCACUUUAAUUCUCCAACCCUUGCUUUGUCUCCUGUCUUUGGUUUUGUAAUCUGCAGUUUAUUCUCCAACGUGGUUGAUCAUAACCUUCAGGAUCAGUGAUGUCCUCAACUGUUUCAGAUAAUCAACUCUUCUGACAUAACUAGUAUUGUCUCCUUAUCUCCCCUUUCAUCUUUGCCCUCCCUCCUUCCACCCUCUGCCCUCCUCCCUCAUCCCUCUCCUCUUGCACUCUCUUCUCCUCUCCUGCUAUUGAACUUUGCCCUAGAUUCCAAUUCUUGCUAGUUCUCUACAGGGAGUAGCCUGGAGUAGGUGUGAUGAACAGAUCAUUAGGUUGGCCUUGGACUGAAAAUAUCUUCCCUCCAAAUGGAGUCACUUCUCCUCACGUAUUAAUGAAGAUAUUUUAUUGAUGAUCUCGCGCUGCUUGUUCCAGUCAAGAAUAUACAGAAUAUAAAUUGUUUAUUUGAAAAAUAAAGUAUUAUUUUUGCAUUAGAAAAGGGUGUGUGUGUCUGAGAGAAUGUGUGUUUGAGCUAAUAUGUUCACAGGAAGAGUUGGUAUAUUGUUGUACGUGUAUGCGUUUGUACCCCUGCUGUGUAACGCGAGGUACGUGGCUGCUUUAGGCCUCGUGCAUUUACUGGGAUACCUUGUCACUCUGCUUGUGAAAGGGGAAUGGCAGUUGAGGGUUUGAGGAUAUCGUUGUGGUGUAAAGCUUCUUGUUUUGGUGGUAAAAGCCACAUUCCCACAUUUGGUUAAGAGCACAUUUUUACUUGCAAUAAAUUAUGGCAAGAAACCUUUUUA
Molecule: messenger RNA, 4674 nt
Organism: Hypanus sabinus (Atlantic stingray)
Lineage: Eukaryota; Metazoa; Chordata; Chondrichthyes; Myliobatiformes; Dasyatidae
Gene: heca
Product: hdc homolog, cell cycle regulator
Exons: 4
Coding region: 79-1575 (498 amino acids)
Source: RefSeq, a predicted model, not a curated record